Messenger RNA from Rhipicephalus microplus (southern cattle tick), 2683 nucleotides. RefSeq lists its product as uncharacterized. The record is from RefSeq and is a predicted model, not a curated record. NCBI's taxonomy places the organism in Eukaryota, Metazoa, Arthropoda, Arachnida, Ixodida, Ixodidae.
AUGGCGGACCACAUUAUAGGCACCAGCAGCCCGCUGUCACUGGCGUCCAGCCUGCACAUCCUCCACCUGUCGGUGCCCAAGUGGGUGCAGAAUGGCACUGAGGACUCCGUGGUUCUGGACUGUGUGUACAACGCGAACCGUGAAGACGCACUGGUGAUCAAGUGGUUCCUCAACGAUGAUCCGCAACCCAUCUACCAGUGGAUCCCCGAGCUGAACAAGCGGUUCGUGUCCAGUCGCCUAAAGGACCGCAUCAACCUGGACUACUCGCUCUCCAACGGGAACAGCUUCACCAAGUUUCGCGCGCUCAACCUGGUGCGGCCAACCACUGAGCUGAGCGGCCGAUACUCCUGCCACGUCAUGUCGCUCGCAGGACAAGACUCCGAGUCCAAGCUCAUGACCGUUUAUGCUCCUCCCAAGAGGUUUGACUUCACCUACCAGCGGGUGUCGGCGCACGUGACGAACCUGUCGUGUGAAGCGGACGGCGUGUUCCCACAGCCGACGCUGUUCCUCUACCAGAGCAGCGGCCGAGAUCCCGUGUCACGACCGGUGGCCUCGGCUCCUGCCAGGAUGGUGGCCCCUACCCCCGCCGAAGGCGCUGCCGGCUACCACGUGCGCCUGACGUACGCACUGGACAGCCGCGCGCUGGACGAGUCCGGCCACGUGGAGUACGUGUUCGAGUGCGUGCUUGCUAUCCCGGAGACCAACUAUAGGCAGCAGCGGCGGCUUGAGUUUGAACCCGGACGACUGGUUAGCUCGGCGAGCCGACUUCACACCGUGGACAUUUUGCUGAGGGUGCUUACAGGCGUGUUUGCACUGAUGGAUAUCGCAUAGCAACCGGCACACAAGCAGAAAUGACAUCGCUGGAAUCAAAACCAAAGAACCAAGUAGGACGACGGCGUGCAUUUCAAAAGGUCGACUGUAGAAUGACGUCCUUGCCCGGUGUGCCGUCACUAGAAAGAGAGCAGUGGUCGAAAAUUCGGCCACCGCGCCCACCAUGUCACCCGUCACGGACAUCCAUGUCCACAAGCAUCAGUGCCUCCUGUUUAAGCGUGCAGAUCGCGAGUGUGUGUUUGUCGGCGAUGCGCGAACUUCUACGCGCGUGCAUCUGCGUGUGUUUGCGUGUGUUUGUGUUAACGUGCUUGUGACUCGCUCUCUCCUCUGCAGCGACGUUGGACAGAAGCACACAUUGGAAAAGUCACAGCACAGUCCGCGUCACCAUCGGUUUACCCAACCUUCUAUUUCCAAGUAAUGCCGUUAUUAUUUUACUGAACAUGUCGCACUCUCACGAGACUCCAUGUGGCACUUCCUCAAGUUCUAGCACGUUGACUAUGACCUCUCUAACGGACUAUAUUUGCACGACGCCUGAGAGAUGUACAUUUGACUCAGCGAGCACAAUGCGCAGUCUUUUUUUUUGGCUAAUGUGGAAGAAGGCUUUAUUCACACAGAAAUCCUAGUCCCCGUCACGUCACCGUCAAGUCAAAAUACAUAAAGGAUAAAUGCACUUCAUACAAAACCCUGCAGUGUACGCACAGGCUGUGGAAAUGAAGACGUCGAGGACAGCAAGUGUUUGCUUCUAUGACUGCCUACAUCGAUUGCCAAAACACAUUGAUCAGAAUUCAACAUUGUAUUUGACGUACAAGCUUGUGAAAGUAGAUCUGUGUGAAACAGCAGAUCCGUAUAUAACUGAGAAUGUGCAAAUGGUGCAGAAUAUACUCAAGACGUCAGCUCUAAUUUUGUAAAAUCGCUAAAAUAAAAAGUGGAUUCUAUAUGCUAGGAUUUGUAAGGUGGGGCUCCAUAAUUGGCAGCCUGUUCUCGGAACGACUAGAAUAUCCUCUCCUGUGGCUCUAGACGGUGCCAUGACGUGGACGUAAUGGGACAUUUGGUGACCGUGCUGUAGAGUGUAAUACCAUUUUUAUUAGAAGGGCCGUUGGGGCUGUGAAACACAAAAAUAUUCAUGCUUAGUUGAAGAGUUUAAUGCCUACGCUAAGUGUAAUAGAAGAGUUGCAGGGUAGGAGCAACGUGAAAGUAUGAUAACUACUACAUACAGCACACAGAGAACCAAAGUUUUCGUGGUGUUAGUACUACACGUAGUUCAAAACUUAUCGAUAUUUUGCCCCGAAGAGCGCCUGUCGCAAGUACGAAAGUGUGCUAGUUUUUUUUUCGUUUUUGAUUUUCGCCUUUUUGGUAGUAACUGCCGGUUAGUAAUAAUUUUCUACAUAAAUUUCUGGUGCAGUUGCAGUGGAUGGAAGUACGAAGAGUAGAACUUACGGCUCGAUUUACUUACUUCUUUUAGUGUUCAGUCAAGUGUGGAUUAGCUUAAAGUGAACUAAAUUGCACAUACGCAUUCCUAAUGAUUUCUAUAGCGAACUAAGCACAUUUAUCACGCAGGGGCAAAUGCCAAAAAAAUGCUUCUUAGAACAAAACUGAAGGAAGAAGAAGCGUAGUCCAGAAAAUUACAAGCGCGUUCUUAUACAACCGUAUCGUCCAGUGUAGCGCAACCAUAGCAUUCUUUUUUCAAGACCAACGCGUUUCUGCUUUCAGAAAUACAACUUCGAAUGAAGUUCUAUGGGCAAACGUUUGUCAUUGUCCUAUUUCCCCAAAAAAGCUGUAUUUUGUAUGUUUCCGCAAGUUUAUAUGUAAAAGGUUCCUCCUAUGAGAUGUUAUAAAAGUUUGUUCCCACUGA